AUCAAAGAACAUGUUGCAGCUGUCACUAGCCCUGCUGCUAUUUCUGGCUCUCUUCGCCAGCCUAGAAACAGCACCUUCCUCUUCGUCUGGAGAGAAAUUCGUGCGGGUCUACGAGAUCAAUGAGGAGCAGUACGCGCGGGUUUUGCAGCUAACGAAAGGCAAGAAUGUCAUCUCAGAGGCCCGUUUGAUCAACGGAGGCUUUGCCACUGUUAGCGAGACCUUGAGUUCCGGCUGGAACUCUCUCCUCAGGAUCGUGGGCCUCACUACCCUCAGUAGGGCCGACGAGGCCGAGAAGGUGGACUUUGAGGGUCAGCCCUUGUGUGUGAUCAAAUCGCGGGAGGGCGAGGGCAGGGACGAGGAGGUGACCUCCGCUCGCAGCUCGGGAAGAGCCAUCGAAGACGAGGAGGACUCCGCCAUCCAUUGCAUUGUGGUGCUGAAGAAGGACUUUGAGCUACCCACCCAGGAUCCUCAGCCCAAUUUCGCUCAGUUAUGGAACAAACCUGAGAUGGUUAACCCUGUAGAGAUGUCUGCUGUUUCCACGCAGCCUGAAGAAGUGACUGAGGAAGAGGAGACCACAGCAGCUCCUUUGAGAAAGAAGAAGGUUAACAAGAGCACCUAUCCCAAGGCAGCCAGUUUGGAGGAAGAUUCGGAUUCAGACUCGGAUUCUGAUGGUUCCCGCCAAUAUGCAGGUGGUUACCCACCGGUGCCUCCUCAAUAUGGAGCUACCUAUCCUCCACCUCCCUAUGGCGGUUAUCCCUUAGGUCCCUCCUAUCCCCAGCCCUAUCCAAACCCUCAGCUUCCUCAGCUUCCUCAACUUCCCUAUGGACCUUCACCUUAUGGUCAGUUACCUUAUGGACAAUCGCCUUACGGACAAUCGCCUUACGGACAGUCUCCUUACGGACAGUCUUCCUAUGGACCGUACCCCCAACAACCCUAUGGACCCCAACCGCCCAUUGGUCCCUACAAUCUUCAGCCUUUGGGGUCCUAUGGAUAUCCCAACUGGGAUCAAGCAAAUGCUAAUAAGGAUGUAGAGAAAGCCCAGGCUGAUGACGACCAAGAAGAAGAAGAUGAAGAUUCAUACGAGACGGAAGACGAAGAUGACUAUCGCUAUAAGAAACGUGUUUACUCCUACAAACCUGUGUACCUUAAUUACUAA
Messenger RNA from Drosophila takahashii, 1156 nucleotides. Its product is annotated as DNA translocase FtsK. NCBI's taxonomy places the organism in Eukaryota, Metazoa, Arthropoda, Insecta, Diptera, Drosophilidae. The record is from RefSeq and is a predicted model, not a curated record.